Messenger RNA from Lagenorhynchus albirostris (white-beaked dolphin), 2390 nucleotides. RefSeq names its product drebrin like (gene DBNL). Gene Ontology annotation, molecular function: actin filament binding. Bases 73 to 1497 code for a protein of 474 amino acids. Gene Ontology annotation, biological process: regulation of actin filament polymerization; positive regulation of axon extension; neuron projection morphogenesis. The record is from RefSeq and is a predicted model, not a curated record. The transcript is spliced from 13 exons. Gene Ontology annotation, cellular component: lamellipodium; plasma membrane; cortical actin cytoskeleton. Lineage: Eukaryota; Metazoa; Chordata; Mammalia; Artiodactyla; Delphinidae.
GCCGACGGGCGGGGCGUCGGGCUGCCCGGGCCCGGAAGCGGCGGCGGAGGCGCGGGCGCCGCAGUGUCGGCCAUGGCUGUGAACCUGAGCCGGAACGGUCCGGCGCUGCAGGAGGCCUACGAGCAAGUGGUCAACGGGAAGUCCCCGACCGACUGGGCCCUCUUUACCUACGAAGGCAACAGCAAUGACAUCCGUGUGGCUGGCACUGGGGAGGGGGGCCUGGAGGAAAUGGUGGAGGAGCUCAACAGUGGGAAGGUGAUGUACGCCUUCUGCAGAGUGAAGGACCCAAACUCCGGCCUGCCCAAGUUUGUCCUCAUCAACUGGACCGGCGAGGGUGUGAAUGACGUGCGGAAGGGAGCGUGCGCCAACCACGUCAGCACCAUGGCCAGCUUCCUGAAGGGGGCCCACGUGACCGUCAACGCCAGGGCCGAGGAGGACGUGGAGCCCGAGUGGAUCAUGCAGAAGGUGGCCAGGGCCUCCGGGGCCAACUACACCUUCCACGGAGAGAGCAGCCGCUUCCAUGACACGGGCCCCCAGGCCCCGGUGGGCUCUGUGUACCAGAAGACCAACGCCGUGUCUGAGAUCAAAAGGGUUGGCAAAGACAGCUUCUGGGCCAAGGCAGAGAAGGAGGAGGAGAACCGCAAGCUGGAGGAGAAGCGGCGGGCGGAGGAGGAGCGGCGGCGGCUGGAGCAGGAGCGCCGAGAGCGGGAGCUGCGCGAGGCCGCCCUCCGGGAGCAGCGCCACCAGCAGCAGGGCAGCGAGGCCGGGCCCCACAGCAGGAAGUAUGAGCAGCAGGAAGUGCUUUCAAGGAGCGGAGAGGAGCAGCUGCAGGGAGCCAGGCAGGCCGAUGGCUCCCGGAUCCUCAUUCACUGCCGGCUCCGUGCGCGCUCCUUCAGGAGCCUGUCUGUCCACAGCCAGCACACCCACGGGAGAUUUUCAAGCAGAAGGAGAGGGCCGUGUCCACCACGCCCAUGUCCAGCCCCCAGCCAGCAGUGUGAUGUCUUCGAUGUUUACCGUUGGUUUGCAGGCAAGCUGAGGAGCCCCUUCCUGCAGAAGCAGCUCACCCAACCGGAGACCCCCCUCAGCAGAGAGUCAGUUCACGCCACCUCAAGGCCCAGGGCAGAGUGGGCCGUGUCCUCCCGUGCAGAUCUCCGCCAGGAGCCGGUGCCCAGCGCCCCUCCGUGCUCGGUGCCGGCGGAAGAGGAGGCCGUGUACGAGGAGCCCCCAGAGCAGGAGACCCUCUACGAGGAGCCUCCAAUGGUGCAGCAGCAAGAUACCAGCUCUGAGCGCAUUGACCACUACCCGGGGCUGAGUGGGAAAGGGCUCUGUGCCCGGGCCCUGUAUGACUACCAGGCAGCCGACGAGACUGAGAUCUCCUUCGACCCUGAGAACCUCAUCACGGGCAUUGAGGUGAUCGACGAAGGCUGGUGGCGUGGCUACGGGCCGGACGGCCACUUUGGCAUGUUUCCCGCCAACUACGUGGAGCUAAUUGAGUAAAGGGCCCCGACUGCUGGCCGAGCCCAGGGGCUGUGCUUCCCCUCCCCUCCCAGACGCGACUUCCUCGUUGCUGGCAGAGGCGGCGUGAGGGCUGUGUACGGCACUUUUCUAGGAAUGGGAUCCCCCUGAUGAGGGCAGGCCCUCGGGCUCCCUCUGGCUUGGGUGGCUCGGCCUCUGUUGCCCCAAAUGCAGCAAUAACCUGGUGAUCUCCAGAUGUGCUUCCAGCAGCUUCCCAAGUCCUCCCAACCAGCCUGGUCCUUGACCCCCAACAGAAGACACUGAGCCAAGCCUGCCCAGGGCCAGCCUCUUAGUGACCUCUGCCCAAGGGGUACGGCACUGCCAGUCUACGGGGGCGGGUCUGAGCAGGGGCAUCUAGAGGUCUUCUUGUGCACUUGCCUUCUUUUCCUUUUCCUCUUGGCUUUAAGGGACAGUGUCUGUAGCUUCAGUGACCCUUGGGAACAGUGAACUUAGAGUUUAUGACCAAAGUCAGAGUGGGUCAUGACAAUUUUGGUAGCAGUCUUUCUGGAACCUGCUCUGUGCUCCCCAUUUCUCUGUCCCUCUGCCUGGGCUCUCCAAGCCCCCAUCUAAGUAUGUGAAGGAAGAGGUGAAAACAUCAACAGACACUGCGUGUCCUUCCACGUGGCUCACUCUUGUCUGCUGGCCCCGGUGUGCACCUCAGUUGAUACGGUUUAGGGAAAGUAACCAUGGUGGCCUGUUCUACUGUCUUUCCUUCUUUCUGCCCCAGCCCAUCCGUGCCUGCUUCUGGAGUAAGAAUUGCCCUACACCGGCCCUAGCUCCGAUCCCUCCUGUUGUAGCCCUCAUGUGUGCACCCUCAGACCUCUGACCAGCCCUUAGCCACCUGAGGAGGCAUAAAGGUCAAUGUGUGACUGCAA